UGCCCGCUGUCUGUGCAUACCGCCCGGACAGGACUGAGCUGUGUCCACCCCUCUGUCAGUUUUGCCGGAGGAUGAGUAUCGAAAGACACACUGUCUUCUGAAGAAGGCACGCGUUUAUUCACUUCUCUGUCUUGCUUCGUCGAGGACUCGUCGCUCCUGCCGGUUAACCUCCGCCUCGCAGCGACGUGCUCAGGUUAACGUUAGCUCUGCCACGAACUUUCCAAAACACAUCGCUGCCGAGCAGUUGAAACUGUGCUGCGCAUUUUGUUUGCACAGCUGCCUCACAGGGGUCUUAGAGUGAUAUCUCAGUGUAUGCUGAAGCUUGAGGAGACGCGCAGAAAGGAUUACAGCACUGGGAUGAAUUUGACGGAGUGAGACAUUGCUGUCACAGGAGAUCUUAAAAAGCAUCAUUUGAAGAAACACCUUCUGAAUUUUGUCACUCAAACUGCAUUGAACUGCACAAUGGAUGGAAUAGACACCUUGCAGAGCUCUGCCCCAGAGACCAAGGCUGAGCGAAUCGCUCGCUACAAGGCAGAACGAAGGAGGGAGCUGGCCGAACGCUACGGCAACACAGAGGAAUUCACCUCCAAAUAUGUCCGGAGAGACAGGAAAAUUGGCGACACAUCCGACACAGUGUCUUCAGCAACCAAGGAGAAGGAAAAAUAUGAGGAUAAUGGAUCAGAGCAAACAUAUACCAGGAGGGGCCUCAGGAGUCGAGUAGCAGAACCUGUGGAGCACGCUGAUGAUGAGCCAGUCCAGGAGAAAGAGGCCACUACUCUCCUCAAAACAGACACAGUUUUCUCCUCAAAGUCAGAGGUUGUCUCCUCCUCAAAGACGUCAUCUCAUUCCAGGCUGCUGGAAAGUGGUGACACAGAAGACCCAAAGGUUGGUGAGAAGCCUGCGGACUCGGCCAAGAGCAGUGUAACUUCCAAGAUGUCUCUUUUUAAGGAAGUCGUGGGGACGGAGGAUGGAGGCAGCGGCUGGCGUGCUGAUGACAGAGUGACACAUCAGAAAAUCAUCGGUGACGAAGAGGAAGGAUCGACCAGCCUCCUUAAAAGUGAUAUGAGCAAGAUGAUGGAAGAGAAAGAGUCUACAGAGACGCCUUCAUGGAAGGAGCAGUGUGACUAUGCUGCCAGUGCAGAGGAAAAAAAGCCUUCCAGUCUCCUCUCUGACAGAACUCUCCCCCUCAGCAAGACCAGAGACGCCUCUCCCCCUCCCAGUCCUCCCUGCCAGUCUGCCUCCUCGCUGCAGCGCCAAGACUCGGGCCCUCAGGGCAUUAAGGGAAUCCUAAAGAAAAGCCGCUCUACCAGCGUGGAAUCAGACCACAGCGAUGGCUCGAUGCCUGAGCGGGUGCCAGCCCGACAGAGCAGUGUCACCCUGAGCCAUCCUGAGAGCGAGGAAGAGGAGGAAGAAGAGGAGGAGGAGGAGGAGGAAGAGGAGGAGGAAGAUGAGAUGGAAGAAGAGGUCAAUGGAGAGAAUGAGGAUGAGUCAUUAGCUGAUGAUUUCCCAGACGGAGGGUGCUUCAGCAUGGACAGACAGCAGAGGGAAGGCGGCAGCAGCAGCAGCAGCAGCAGCAGCAGAGGGAGCUUCGAGGAGAUGCGGAGUCCUUCGCCCGACGAGAGCCUGGAGAAGACCUCCACGGUGUCGGAGGAUGUUGAAGAGCUGGAGAGCAGUUUGGAAGGAAGCGUGGGCUCGUCACUCAAACAGAGACUGACGGAGUUCAAUAGUGAGAAGAAGGACAGACUGAAGAAGCCAAAGCCAUGUGAGCAGGUCCAGACAUCCCUGGCUGAUCGCUUCAGUCAGCUCCAAGAUGCUGAAAAUGCCUGGAAGAAAAAGAAAUCCAGUUUAGAUGUGGGGCCCAAGAUGUCGCUGGCUGACAGGAUGAAGAUCCUCAAGGACAAGGAGGAGCAGUGGAAGACCAAAGGCAAAGGAGCAGCCAAUGACUCAGUCCAGUUCACAGUGGCUGGACGUAUGGCCAAGAGAGGUCUCGUGUCAGAUGCGGAGGCGCCUAUUAUCUCUGUGAAGAAGUCCAAUGCCACGCCUGUGAAACCACAUGAAGAAAUUUCCAGUAGAACGGAUGUUAAGGUGGAAGGAGAUAAGCGCCUCGACAAGCUGGAGUCCUUUCUAGACAAGCUCCACAAUAAAGGCGUGGGCAAAAGCAAAGUGUCCACCAUCGAGGUGACGGCAGAGACGGAAAAAGAAGUGAUGACGCUGGAUGACGACGAGACAUUUGGCAACUUCUACAAAUCCAUCUCGCCCUCGACACUCCAGGACUCCAGUGUGGUUGUGACUGAGGAGGCCUUCAGCCAGAUCCAGGCCGACACACCCAAGCUCACCUCUGCUGUAGCAGAACACAAGCGAGCAGUGCGACCAGCCAGAAGGAAUCAGGGCUCCAGGAACCCUCUGCGGGCUCUGGCUGCCCGCAAUGACAUCCGACAAGUCUACACUGAACAGAGGCUCAACGUGGCCAAAGUGGAGACCAAGAGAAUCCAAGUAGAGAGAAUGGCAAAACACUCCAACCUGGCUGACGUGGCUUUGGCAGGUCUUGCCAGCAAGGAGAACUUUCGCAAGGUCAGCCUGCGCAAUGUGAAGUCCACCGAAGUUGUGACCAACAACAGUGCACUGCCGUUCAAUAAGCUCAUGCUUAUUCGCAUCAAAGGUCGGAGGCACGUCCAGGUGCGCUUGAUGGAACCCACAGCUCGCUCUCUAAACAGCGGCGACUGCUUCCUUCUUAUAACACCAAAACACUGCUUCAUGUGGAGUGGAGAGUUUGCCAACGUCAUUGAGAAAGCUAAGGCGUCGGAGAUGGCGGCGUUCGUUCAGGCCAAGAGAGACCUCGGCUGUAAGGCCCCUCAGGUGACAGUGCUGGAGGAGGGCAUCAACACUGAGAAUCGGUGGGCCAAAGAGUUCUGGAGCCUGCUGGGUGGAAAAACCAAAUACAGAGGGGCAGGGGAGCCAGAGGAGGACGAGCUGUAUGAGAGUGGGGUGGUCGAUUCUAAUGGGGUGUACAGACUCCAGGGAGACAAACUGGUGCCUCACGAAGAUGCCUGGGCCUCCAUCCCAAGUGUGUCCUUGCUCGACUCGAAAGAGGUCUUAGUGUUUGACUUUGGCGGCGAAGUGUACGUUUGGCACGGCAAAGACGUGCCUUUGAGUGACAGAAAAGUAGCCGUCAAAUUGGGCAAACAGCUCUACAGUGGCAGCUACGACUACAGCAACUGCAGAGUCAAUCCUUUGGACGCCUCCUGCACAAAUAAAGAUGUGCCUCAGCAGGGAGACGGUCGUCCAAGCUGGGCUCUGUUUGGCCGUUUGUCAGAGCACAACGAGACGUCCCUGUUCAGAGAGAAGUUCCUGGACUGGGCCGAGAGGAAAAAAGAGGAAGCAGCUCAAACUGAGGAAAUCAAGAGCCCCGUGCACUCCGCUGUACGCUCCCCGCUUGACUUGGAGCUGCAGCCAUGUGAUGCCAAAGCCCUGCUGGACAAUGAGCCGGAUCCGGUGAAGACACUUCUGGAGGGGGUUGACGUCCAGCGGGGCCACGGCCUGGUGAGGACGGAGGAUGGGAGGCAGGCAGAGUUGGCCACGGUAGCCGUAGAAUCCUGGCACAUCAAAGAGCACGGCGAAGAGGAACUGCCAGAAGAGAGCCUCGGCCAACUACACGAGUGUGACGCCUAUAUCAUCCGCUGGAAGUACUCUAUCACCACACUGGUGGGGAAACGGCAGAAACCCGGUGAGCUGAGUGCUGGAGCUCCUGGAAGAGAGAGAACGGCUUGUUUUUUCUGGCAGGGCUGUCGCUCCAGCGCCAGUGAGAAAGGAACCUCAGCUCUGAUGACGGUGGAGCUGGGCAGCCACAGGGGGUCGCAAAUGUUGGUGAGUCAAGGAAAAGAGCCGCCUUGCUUCUUGCAGCUCUUCCAGGGAGGCUUGAUCAUCCAUAAGGGCAGCAGAGACGACAACACCAACAACACAGGGGACUGGAGGUUGUUCUGUGUCCGCGGUGAGGCGGAGGUGGAGGCCUCACUGGUGGAGGUGAGCUGCCAGCGUGCCAGUCUGCGCUCUCGUGCCAGCUUGGUGCUGCUCAGUGCUCAGAAAGGAAAUCUCUACUUGUGGCACGGAUGUAAAGCACAUGCAAGUGCCAAGCAGGUGGCCAAAAGAGCUGUGGACAAACUAAGCCAGAGGUGUCCCACGGAGUUGGGUCUGAGCAGCACCAGCAGUGUGAGAGUGGAGGAGGUGGAGGAAGGAUCUGAACCUGCAGAGUUCCUGAAGGCUCUGGGCCCACAGGAUAAGAAGGCUUACGACUGCAUGCUGCAAGAUCCAGGGAAGUACAACUACACACCUCGGCUCUUCCGGCUGAGUGCCAGCUCCGGGGUGUUUGAAGGGGAGGAGCAGCUGUAUCCCGCCAGGGUGACAGAGGGAGUCAUGGCGAUGCCUUUCCUGCAGGAGAGCCUCUACUCUGCACCGCAGCCAGCCCUGUUUCUGCUGGACAACCGCAUGGAGGUGUAUCUGUGGCAGGGAUGGCAGCCUGAAGACACACAGAGCACCGGAUCUGCUAAGAUGCGCUGGGACAGCGAGAGGAAGUGUGCAAUGGAGACUGUGCUGCAGUACUGCAAAGAGAAGAAUCUUCGGCGCCCCCCUCUGGCCUAUCUGGUCAUGGCAGGCUGUGAACCCCUGACCUUCACCAACAUCUUCCCAUACUGGGAGAGGGACUCCAGUAUCACUUCAAAGUCCGAGAACUCCAAGAACAAAGUGACCUUGGUGAAGGAGGCGCUGUCCAAGCUCAGUAAGCAGCAGUACUCCAUCGAGGAACUGACCAGGAAGCCGCUGCCUGAAGGAGUGGAUCCCCUUCGUCUGGAGGACUACCUGUCUGACCAGGACUUCAGGACGCUUCUUGAGAUGAGCCGAGUUGAGUUCAAUGCCCUGCCAAACUGGAAGCAGAAGAAUCUGAAGAAAAGCAAGGGUCUGUUUUAGAAACACAUCAUCCUGUACACAGCGUUUUGUUUGUUUUGUUUUUUUUUACAUUCUCAGCAGCUCCUUUGUUAAAUUUUUUGAAUCCAAGGGAAAAAAAAAUUCUCAUUUUGUAAAAGUUUGAGAAAAGCAAAUGUACAAUUGUGUUUAUAUAUUGACCUAUUUUUAAUAACGGUGCCAUUUUCAAUGUUUUUUUUGUGUCACUAAGAUAUUUUAGCCAACAAAAACGUGCAAUUAAUCUUUUUGAUGGAAAGAUGUUUUCCUUGUAUGGCAAAAAACAAACUAGUUACCCUCGCAUUAUAAAUAUGUAAUAUACCAGAAGAGAAUGUGUUAUAUGUGUGAGAAUGUGUACAAAGAUAUGCCUUUGGUUUGAAACGGCUUUUUUCUUUCCUUUUUUUUUUUUUCUUUUACAUUUCAUAUAAAAGUCAGCUCUGAGUAAAGGGAAUAAAUUGUUCGGUCGGCGCUUUGAAGAUGUCAAAGAAUAGAAGAAAAGCAAAAGAAAUCGAAGUGCAGCGUACAAUCCUUGUAAUUUGUGGUGGUUUGAUGAUCUCAGAGUAAGAUUUUGGGCACAGACAUCUGACUCUUCACAGAAAUAUACUCACGUUUUAAUUUGUAUUGUAGCGGAAAGUGUUUGGAGGUGGGCGUGACAAAUAACCUCAGAGAAACCCAAAGCUGCCCUCAUUUAAUAGUCAUAUGGGUUGCAGCUUUUAUCAGUGAAACGUAUCCAUGUGUUGUUUUUUCUUUCUUUUUUUUUCCUGUGUUUGGUACCGAAUACUUCCCAGUUUUCAUAUAUAAUUCCUUGCGUGCCAGUGAUGGCGGCCCUCUGGUUGGUUGGGACCAAAUCCAAUCUGUUUGUCUUGUUAUAAAUGUGUUUCUGUGAAUCUGUGUGUGUGUGUGUGUUUGAGUAAAUGUGCAACUUUGAAAAGUAUUAAGUGUGUGUUGAGGAGAGAAACUGUGCAAACUGCCUUUAUCAACAAUAAUGUGCUCCUUGUAAUGUUAUGUUCCAUAUAUAACAUCCUGUCAUGUCUGAGUUUGUCUGCAUGGUGUCCACAAAAACAAUCAUGUAUUCAUUUGCUGCAAUAUGCAUCUGUUUGUGAUCAGUCAGACCUGUAUGAUAUGUAGAGACGGCAACGAGACCAGCUUUUAUUUCUCGGCACAUAAAAAUUGACCAUUGGUGGUGUGGGAACGAGAUGGUGACGCUCAGUAUUCCCUUUUAAAUAAAAUGUUUUUAAAGACCAGG
Molecule: messenger RNA, 6196 nt
Organism: Stegastes partitus (bicolor damselfish)
Lineage: Eukaryota; Metazoa; Chordata; Actinopteri; Pomacentridae
Product: supervillin-like
Exons: 29
Coding region: 463-4959 (1498 amino acids)
Biological process (GO): cytoskeleton organization; actin polymerization or depolymerization; barbed-end actin filament capping
Cellular component (GO): cytoplasm; actin cytoskeleton
Molecular function (GO): phosphatidylinositol-4,5-bisphosphate binding; actin filament binding
Source: RefSeq, a predicted model, not a curated record